AUCUCGAAGCUGUCGGAAAAAUGGAAAAUGUGUUACUGCCCCUUUUUUGGACAUCUGGUAGUGAUUAAAUGUGAGUAUAAAGCAGAGAUGAAGUGCACUUGAGCAGCAGAAAGCAGCAGGAUGAAGAGUACUGUUCAGUUAGGGCUGUUGUGUCUCAGCCUGCUCAUCUCCAGUCUUCAUGGAGAAGAAGUCGAGGGAGAUGCAAGCAUGCAUGCUGCAAUUAAAUUUGAUGAGCCGGAUCUUGAACAGUUUGAGAUGUACAGAGUACGACAACAGGCGGUCUCCACAAAGGAAAAUACAGCAAAGACAGUAGCUGCUGUGCCAUCAAGUGGGAACAGCAAGAUCAAGAGAAAAUGGCCACGUCCAGGACAUCUCACUCCUUUAGGAGACAGUGGAAAUCCAAUGGUAUACGUCCAUCACCGCACCAAGAGACAGGAAAAAAGCAAGAAUAAAAAACGGAAAAACCGUCCCGGAAGUCAGAGCCUUUUAGCAAAAAUUCCGCCACCCCAGCAGACUGUCAAAGUCAAAAGGGAAGCCGGAGGACAGAGACCCUUGCCAGAAAGUUAAAGCAUUAUACGCAUUCAAGGCUCCUUCCCAGGUUCCCUGAAUAAGAAAAAUAAAAAAAAGAAAUGCAUAGAAAUACAUCACUACGAGUGUUUCAGGCUCAGGUUAUGCUUGUGAUAAUCAUUUAUAUUUCUAUAGCUUUUCUUUUCCAAGUAUAUUUUAGUUAAGUAAAUAAUCUCUAUGGAAAAUAAAAUGUGUAAUUCUUAUCAACAUCACUAGGGAGCAAUAUUUCCCCAAAGAUGAUGAGCGCUCAAACCAGCUUGGCUUGUUAACACGAAAUGUUUAUGUUUAUCUUCUUCUGUUAAUUACAAUAAAGCAUUUGUGUUUAAAUGUCA
Messenger RNA from Labeo rohita (rohu), 899 nucleotides. RefSeq lists its product as uncharacterized. Lineage: Eukaryota; Metazoa; Chordata; Actinopteri; Cypriniformes; Cyprinidae. The record is from RefSeq and is a predicted model, not a curated record. The transcript is spliced from 6 exons. The coding region runs from base 121 to 567 and encodes 148 amino acids.